Messenger RNA from Aspergillus terreus NIH2624, 447 nucleotides. RefSeq names its product BUD31 family protein. NCBI's taxonomy places the organism in Eukaryota, Fungi, Ascomycota, Eurotiomycetes, Eurotiales, Aspergillaceae. Gene Ontology annotation, cellular component: nucleus; spliceosomal complex. The coding region runs from base 1 to 447 and encodes 148 amino acids. The record is from RefSeq and is a predicted model, not a curated record. Gene Ontology annotation, biological process: mRNA splicing, via spliceosome. The transcript is spliced from 3 exons.
AUGCCGCCCGUCCGCACGUCGCGCACGCGCAAACCCCCGCCAGCGGGCUUCGACGACAUCGAAGACACGCUGCUCGAGUUCAGCAACAAGAUGAAGGACGCCGAGAACGCCUCGCACGACGGCAAGAAGAAGCACGAGAUGGUGUGGCCGAUUUUUCAGAUCAGUCACCAGCGCUCGCGGUACAUCUACGACCUGUACUAUGAGAAAGAGGCCAUCUCGAAACAGCUGUACGACUGGCUUCUCAAGAACAACUAUGCGGAUGCGAACUUGAUUGCCAAGUGGAAGAAGCAGGGAUAUGAAAAGCUCUGCUGUCUUCGUUGCAUCCAGACGAAAGAAACGAAUUUCAACGCCACCUGUAUCUGCCGCGUGCCCAAGGCCCAGCUCAAGGAAGACCAAAUGAUCCAGUGCGUCAGUUGUGGAUGUCGCGGCUGUGCCAGCAGUGAUUAG